AAAAUUUUGAAAAUCGUGACAAGUCAUCUCAAAAUGUGCGACGACCUUGUAAAGAAUAAAAGUCACAAUCGGAAAAUCGAAAUUCGUAAAGUCCACGUUGUCCGCGUAUCCGAACUAGUGUACAGAUUUCUCCGGGAAGUCUCAAACUCGAGAAAAAAUCGAAAACGAAUAAAUGCAGUAGACAAUUUCCGAAAGCUGAAUCCAGCCCCCCACCGUAGAAACAGGCGAUUAUUAUAAAUUAAAUUGAUUACAAUUCUCACAUUUCUCAAACAAAAAAAAGUGGAUAAAAAAAACAGCUUGCCUUUUUAAACUGUUAAUAACUGAUUAAAAAAGGAUCUAAAAAUCUGAUUUAAAUCUCCCACCAUUCACAGCAACCGACAGCUGGUCCCUUUAACUGCAUGUGAAUCCCCUUAACAUCCAUAACCUCGUUUUAUGUAAUAUCACAACAUAUGAUCAUCACCUGAAGGAUUCGGUGCUCCAGAGAGAAAACAGCCCAAAUUUGAGUUCAAGGAGCCCUCAGGAGGGUUUCUUUGGAUGUUGUGAGGCGAAUAAUUGACAUUGAUCAAUAUUCUAAUGAGUGCUGCAGGGAUGGCUGCUAUUUCUUCCUUCAACGCUUUGCAGAUCGCACAGAAGAAAACUGUGUUGUCUUUGGCUCCUAUCGCCCUCCAACACUGCCAGUACUCGUCCGAUGUCCCCAGGAUCAUAAAGAAUCCGACGACGACGUCGUUGAAGAGAGGAACAGGCGGCAGAAGUUCUUUCAAUGGAAUAGUUUGCACAGUAUUUGGUAAUACUGGCUUCGUAGGUCGUUAUCUGUGCAAUCGUCUGGGAAAAAUUGGCACUCAAUUGAUUCUGCCCUAUCGGGGUGAGCAUUAUAACUCGAUGCGUCUCAAGCUGGUAGGAGACCUGGGGCAAGUCCUAUUCCACCCGUUUGAACUCACUGACGAAGAUUCCAUCAGAAAGUGCAUCAAGUACUCGAAUGUCGUGAUCAACUUGAUUGGACAGGACUGGGAGACGAAAAAUUUCAAGUUCGACGAUGUUCACGUGGACGGGGCGAGACGACUCGCCAGAUUAUCGAAAGAAGCCGGUGUUGAGAGAUUUAUUCACCUUUCAGCUCUCAGUUGCAGCCCAAAUCCAGAGCCCAUCCUCCUGCCGAAAGGCUCACAGUUCUUCAGGUCCAAAUGGGAAGGAGAGCAGGCUGUCAGGGAGGAGUUCCCAGAGGCGACAAUCGUCAGACCUGCCACGAUAUAUGGGCAGGAGGACAGAUGGAUCAAUGUGUACUGUCGGUUCAUGAGGAGACAUCUGAAGGGCACUGCGUUAUGGAAAAAAGGAGAAAAGACCGAGAAGCAACCGAUUUGGGUUGGGGAUGUGGCUGGGGGAAUCACUACCCUAGUGAGAGAUCCAUCAACUGCUGGGAAAAUCUAUCAGUUUGCUGGUCCUCAAAGGUACAAGCUUGGAGACCUCGUCGAUUGGAUGAAUCACUGGAUCAGGAAGAAUGCUGACGAUUAUGGAUACAGGAGACUGGAUAUCAAGAACUGUCCGUUCUUUAAACUGAAAGUUAGUAUUUGCGAGGCGAUCAGCCCGGGGCGUCCACUGGGGCAUCUUCACUGGGAAGGUCUCGAGAAGGAACACACCUCUGAUAUUCUCGUCCAGGAUCUGCCAACUCUCGAGGACAUCGGUGUCUACCCCUGCACCAUGGAGUCACGAAUCGCCUGGGAGUUGAGACCCUACAAACUUGAGGCUCACUACAUGGAGACAGUGGGUGAAUUCCAAGACCCUGACCCACCCAAACCCCUUUCCACGAAUAUUGCAUAAACAAUUCAAUCGUAAAAAAUAAUUAGCGCAAUGAAUUCACGAUUGAUCACGAUUGUAGUCAGAAUAAAGGUCUCCGAGUAAUUAAAAAUUGUUGCUACGAUGCGAUAUUAUCAUUCUGUUCAAGGAUUGAGAUCAGCCGAACAAUCGUACUAAAUUUGUAUCAACACUUGUGAUUGGAGUUUAUUUAAUAUAUUAUAAGCAAGUGGC
Molecule: messenger RNA, 2019 nt
Organism: Fopius arisanus
Lineage: Eukaryota; Metazoa; Arthropoda; Insecta; Hymenoptera; Braconidae
Gene: ND-39
Product: NADH:ubiquinone oxidoreductase subunit 39
Exons: 7
Coding region: 574-1812 (412 amino acids)
Cellular component (GO): mitochondrion
Molecular function (GO): protein-containing complex binding
Source: RefSeq, a predicted model, not a curated record